AUGAAUACCAGCAAACCUGAAUACACUACAACAGUCAAAUCGACGCAGCCAUAUAAUUAUACGCCACCUAUGCCGCCUUACCCCGACGACUCCAAAGCAGUAGACUCGGAAUCUUUUAACACCAGCAGCAGUAAUCAGUCUGAAUAUUCACGCGAUGGCGGUAGACCCCUGCCUUCCGCCAUUGUUGGUAGUAGCGGCAGUAAUAGCAAUGCGUCUGGUGCUACCCCCAAAAAGCGAACACGCGCUACCCCAGAGCAACUAGCUGUGUUGGAAAAAACCUUCAUGACAAACACGUCUCCUAAUUCACGAAUGCGUAGUAACCUUGCUCAGGAGCUAGGGAUGACUGAACGAAGCAUCCAAAUCUGGUUUCAAAAUCGUCGCGCCAAAGUCAAAAAUAUGGCGAAAAGAGCAGCCAUUUUGCAAGAAGAAGCCAUGAGAGCACAGUUCAUGGCAGCAUCCGGAUACAUGCCGUUUUAUCCGCCGGCCUAUCCAUCUCGACAAGGUCAUCAUUAUCGGCCACCUGUUCUUCCUCAUCACUUUAGAAGGGCGCGUAGUAGUUCUGAUGUAAUGGGAGCUGUUCGUGAACGAGCAAGAAUGAGAGCGCAUUCAGUUGGUGGAGGAUUGCUGAAUCAAAUGCAAAACGAUAUGAUGCCGCCACCUACGGCCACUCCAUGGUCUUCGCAUUUUAGCCCAUAUCAUCAGCAGCAGCCACAUUAUCAACCGCCGCCACAGCCUUCUGGCCCCGAGAUCGACAUUGCUGAUAGGCACGUCAUGUUAGAUUCAGGCAUGUCACUGGAUUUCUUCCCCGCCAGUACCUUGACGAUCGGCACGUGGAAGAGGAUGAGAAUUCAAUCUGCCGAUCUACUGUGCCAUUAUUCGCUGCCAUUGCGUCGUAUGAUAUGGCAUAUUCAGGAACAACAGCGCUUUAAAAUUGAAUUUCCCUUUGAUGUAAUUGAUCGCAUUGUGCUUGUACAGGAUGGUGAGCUGGGUCGCAUGGACAUUCAAAUUCGGGAUCCCAUGAACGCUGUGGAAUUCUAUAUGGAAACUGGUACUCUUGCUGAUGGUUCUAUUCAAUGGACACAAUGUCGAGAUUUCACUGAAGGAAGAGAAGCUAGCCAGCAGCUGAUACACAGCAUAGAAGGCCAUGCUAUGGAACUGUCAAAACAACUCACGCGCCUGGCGUCUGUAGAAUUGAAUCUCGGGCCCAGAAUGAUUAUUGACAGUAUUAUUCCUGUCAUGGACGAUCCUGCUCGAGAUAUGUUUUUGACCCCUGGCCCAUCCUCUUCCAUGGAGCCCGAAGGUUAUGUUGAUACCACAUCCACUCUGUCACCGUCUACUACGCCUACGCCUACACUAGUCGGCCCUUACUCUCAUGAUAUGGCUUAUACAAUCGAUAAAUCUCACCCCUCCAACCUUCCUACUACAUGGGACUACUCAAAUACCUCGGUUGUUCAAGACGCUCAUAUGCCUUUCACUUAUGGGCCACACUAUACAUGA
Molecule: messenger RNA, 1497 nt
Organism: Umbelopsis ramanniana AG
Lineage: Eukaryota; Fungi; Mucoromycota; Umbelopsidomycetes; Umbelopsidales; Umbelopsidaceae
Exons: 3
Coding region: 1-1497 (498 amino acids)
Biological process (GO): regulation of transcription by RNA polymerase II; cell differentiation
Molecular function (GO): DNA-binding transcription factor activity, RNA polymerase II-specific; RNA polymerase II cis-regulatory region sequence-specific DNA binding
Source: RefSeq, a predicted model, not a curated record